Molecule: messenger RNA, 2499 nt
Organism: Camarhynchus parvulus
Lineage: Eukaryota; Metazoa; Chordata; Aves; Passeriformes; Thraupidae
Product: protocadherin alpha-2-like
Biological process (GO): homophilic cell-cell adhesion
Cellular component (GO): plasma membrane
Molecular function (GO): calcium ion binding
Source: RefSeq, a predicted model, not a curated record
AUGGGCGAGCGUUGUUGUGCGGCGGUGGUGCGGGUGCUGGUGCUGCAGGCGGCCUGGGCGCUGUCGGGCGGGCAGGUGCGCUACUCGGUGCCGGAGGAAGCCAAGGCCGGCACGGUGGUGGGCCGUCUGGCGCAGGACCUGGGGCUGGAGGCGGGCGAGGCGGAGGCGCGGCGGCUGCGGCUGGUGGCGCAGGGCCGGCGGGCGAGCGUGGAGGUGAGCGGGGCGAGCGGCGCGCUGCUGGUGAGCUCGCGGCUCGACCGGGAGGAGCUGUGCGGCAAGAGCGCGCCGUGCGCGCUGCGCCUGGAGGUGCUGCUGGAGCGGCCGCUGCGCGUCUUCCAUGUGCAGCUGGAGGUCACCGACAUCAACGACAAUGCCCCCGUCUUCCCCUGCCGCCCGAAAAAACCUCACUUUUCGGAGAACUCCCCUCCUGGGUUUCGUUUCCCGCUGGAGGGCGCGUCGGAUGCGGAUAUCGGAGCGAAUGCGCAGCUCACCUACACACUCAGCCCCAGCGAGCAUUUUAGCUUGGAAGUGAAAUCCAAAGAUGAAAAUAAAAUCUCUGUACUGCUCGUAUUAACGAAACCCCUGGACCGCGAGACGAUUCCCGUGCACCGGUUGGUGCUGACGGCGACUGAUGGGGGCCGGCCGUCUCUGACAGGCACGAUGGAGCUGGUGAUCUCGGUGCUGGAUGUGAACGACAAUGCACCCCAGUUCAACCAGUCUGUGUAUAAAGUGCAGCUGCCGGAAAAUACGGUCCCGGGAACUGUGUUUUUCCAGCUAACAGCGACAGACAAGGAUGAGGGAAUUAAUCAAAAAAUAUAUUAUUCUUUUAGCGAUGCAGUUUCGGCCAAAUUUCAGGAUCUUUUUAAAAUUGACGAAAAUUCCGGGGAAAUACGGACUACGGGUGAAAUGGAUUUCGAGGACACUCAGUCAUAUGACCUGGAGAUCGAAGCGACGGAUAAAGGGACACCCCCGCUGUCGGGUCACUGCAGCGUGGAAGUGAAGCUGGUGGACGUGAACGACAACGCGCCGGAGGUGUGGGUGACGUCGCUGUCGGUGCCGGUGCCGGAGGACGCGUCGUUGGGGACGGUGGUGGCCCUGCUGAGCGUGUCGGACCGGGACUCGGGGGAGAACGGGCGCGUGCGGUGCUGGGUGUGGCCGGCGUCGCCGUUCGGUCUGGAGGCGACGUUCUUGGGCUCGUACUCGCUGGUGCUGCGCGAGGCGCUGGACCGGGAGCGGGUGUCGGAGUACGAGGUGGAGGUGCGUGCGGAGGACGGCGGGGCGCCGGCGCUGCGCGCCAGCCGCGGGCUGCGGGUGCCGGUGUCGGACGUGAACGACAACGCGCCCUUGUUCGCGCAGGCCGUGUACACGGUGCUGGCGCGGGAGAACAACGCGGCGGGCGCGGAGCUGGCGCGGCUGUGGGCGCGGGACCCGGACGAGGCGGCCAACGGGCGCGUCAGCUACUCCGUCUGGGAGGGCGGCGUGGCCGGCGGCGGCGGGGCCGCGGGGUCGUCGUCGGGGGUCGGGUGGCGUCCGGCGUCGAGCUACGUGUCGGUGGACGCGGAGAGCGGGCGCCUGUGGGCGCUGCAGCCCUUGGACUACGAGGAGCUGCAGGUGCUGCAGUUCGAGGUGCGCGCGGUGGACGCGGGCGAGCCGCCGCUGAGCGGCAACGCCACGGUGCAGCUGUUCGUGCUGGACGAGAACGACAACGCGCCGGCGCUGCUGCCGCCCGCGGCGGCGGCGCUGGCGGGGGCGGGCUCGGAGUCGGGCACGCUGUGGGCGUGGGCGGCGUGGGGGGCGCCGGCGGGGCAGGUGGUGGCCAAGAUCCGCGCCGUGGACGCCGACUCGGGCUACAACGCGUGGCUGCGCUACGAGCUGUGGGAGCCGCGGGGCAAGGGCCCGUUCCGCGUGGGGCUCUACAGCGGCGAGGUCAGCACGGCGCGGGCGCUGGACGAGGCGGACGGGCCUCGCCAGAGGCUGCUGAUCGUCGUGCGCGACCACGGCGAGCCGGCGCGCUCGGCCACGGCCACGCUCAGCGUGUCGCUGCUCGAGCCCAACGAGGCGGCGCUGGCCGCGGGAUCCUCGGCGGCGUCGGCGGCGGUGUCGCGCUCGGCGGCGGGCGUGGAGCUCGGGCCCGCGGCGGCGAGCGCGGCCACCAACGUGUGGCUGGUGGUGGCCAUCUGCGCCGUGUCCAGCCUCUUCCUGCUGGCCGUGGUGCUGUACGGGGCGUCGCGCUGGGCGCCGCGGGCGGCCGUGCUCUCGGGGCCCGGGCCCACGACGCUCGUGUGCGCCAGCGAAGUGGGCAGCUGGUCCUACUCCCAGCGCCACAGCCGGAGCCUGUGCGUGGCCGACGGCGCUGCCAAGAGCGACCUCAUGGUUUUCAGCCCCAACUUCCCUCCGCCGCCGCCCGCUCCUGCGGCCAAGGACACGCAGCCGGAGCCCUCCGCUCUCCUCGACACGUGGCAAUGUGUAACAGUGGAUGAGAUGCAGAUGGUGAAAUAG